Trichoderma reesei QM6a is the source of this 1437-nucleotide messenger RNA. RefSeq lists its product as uncharacterized. Lineage: Eukaryota; Fungi; Ascomycota; Sordariomycetes; Hypocreales; Hypocreaceae. The transcript is spliced from 2 exons. The annotation marks the transcript as partial. The record is from RefSeq and is a predicted model, not a curated record.
CGAUUGCGAAACAUGGAGGAAAUCUACCAAAAGCUCAGCGUGGUCAAUCUGUGGCAAGGCUUCUCCAACUCCGACGACACGUCCUUCGAAGUCAUCGAGGCAAGGCACCAGAAUGACUCUGGCAAAAUCAGCAUCAACCGCAAGCCCGUCCACCUGAAGGAGCUGGACAGCUGGCUGGCCGAAGGAACAGAAGACGACGGCACUGCGAGCGAGUCUCUUGUCUUGCGCUUGGCCUUGAUAGGCUGCGAUAUCAAGCGCAAGCUCCUCAAACUAUCCAAAGAAGUUCUAGACCCGCUGCUCGAGGAGUUCAACUUGGAACUGGCCUACACUUACUCGCAGACCUGCAUCACGAAUGUGUCUGCCAUACCUUCCAAAGGUCGGCAGACAUACUCGUUCUGCUACAUGCCCAAGCUGGUGGCUGUCUGGUCUCAGAAGGGUCCCUUCACGCACAAACAGACCGGCCGAGAGGUAUUACCUCUUACACAGGGCCUCAUCCUCGUCGAAGAGUCCAACAAGGACUUCCUCUCCGACACGCUCUGCUCGCCUUGGGAUGCCCUGCUCUACAGAAGCCCCAUGUUCCCAGCCCUACUGUUUAGCAUGAUCCUCAGCAUGCAGGUCCAUUUCGAGGAGGCAAAGAUCAAGUUGAAGCUGCGCGAGAUCGAGGAGCGUACAGGCCAGGACAGAGUCGCAGAACGCAAGCACGAGACUUCGACGGAGUCAUACAUCAAGCUGGCCGCCCAGGUGGAUCGACACGCCGUCAAGCUUGCCAGCGUGAGCAGGAAGAGCAAAAUGGCCGAAAAGACACUAUCUUUCAUCUUGGAGAAUGGUGUGCCGAGAGGCUCUGUAGGCUUCGGGGACCCCGGACAGCCAUCCAGAAAUGUAUCAAAUCGCUCCAAGGAGCUUCUGAGAAGCCAUGUGUCUCUCUUGCAGGAUAGACUGUCGAUGCAGGCUGUCGAUAUAGAGUACACGUUGAGGCGUGUUCAACUGCAGAUCAAUACUCUCGCCGGCAUCAUAUCCAGAGACGACGUAAAGGCAAAUCUCGACCUCGCAGAAUCCCAGCACCGCGACUCCCUGUCGAUGAAGACGCUCGCCAUCGUCACCAUGGUCUUUCUCCCCGGUAGCUUCAUCUCCGCCCUCUUCUCAACGUCAAUGUUCGACUGGGACAGCGUCGACUCCAGCGCGAGCAGCAUCGCGGUGCGCACACUGCCCCAGUUUGGGCUGUACUGGGCCAUCACCAUCCCGCUCACCGUCGUCACCUUUCUGCUGUACUUUUUCUGGCUGCGGGUGAUGAAGAGGCAGCGGGACCGCAGGAAGAAGAGCUUUGAUCAGCUGUCUGCUGAGGAAAAGGGCGAGGGCAGUGCGGUUGACUUGGCGAAGCUGCGGAAAGAAGGCACUCAAGUCUCCAAGAAGUCGACCAUGCCAUUUGGUAACUGGUAG